Molecule: messenger RNA, 3087 nt
Organism: Penicillium chermesinum
Lineage: Eukaryota; Fungi; Ascomycota; Eurotiomycetes; Eurotiales; Aspergillaceae
Product: vWFA and PH domain-containing RING finger protein
Exons: 2
Coding region: 1-3087 (1028 amino acids)
Source: RefSeq, a predicted model, not a curated record
AUGGAGAUAGAUCGUACAAGAACCCGCAGGGAAAGGACCUUCAUCGGCAGCGAAUGCGCUGUCUGCGAGGAGCCCCUUGAGCAUACCUUGCGGGGUGAGCGGGUGCUCCAGUUUUCCUGCAGCCACGUGUCCCACGAAGCCUGCUUCUACGAAUAUAUUCGGGAAUCCGAGUCCCAAUAUUGUCCCACAUGCAAUGCGCCGUUAGGACUGGACACGAGCCGCGGUGGCAAUGUAUUGGAUAUCGAAAAAAUUAGUAACAUCGUGCGCUCGGUGACGAUGAACAAUGACAAUGCAACGUUAAGGAGUGGCGUUCAGACUCCUACUCCAUGGGAGACGCCAUCCUCCCACCGACCCCCUAGUGAAAUGGGGCAUCGCUACCCGCAAACUCCCCAGACAGCUCCCUUCACCCCUCAAACAGGAGUAUUCUCCCCCCAGAGUGCUGCUUUUACUCCCCAAACCGGAAACUUCUCUGUAAAUUAUUCGUCUCGACGUGGUAGUCACGAUACCUCGAGUCAGCGGGAACGCGUGGAACGGUUAACCGCCGCAGCCACUCGGGCGCCACACUCUCGCAAUGGCAGUGCAACUGGUUCUUCCGGCGACUACGAGGCCCAACAAACCGGCAGCGGCCGCCGCCAUGACUACGACGUGCAAGCUAUGGAGUCGGAAGUGGCUCCCCGUGCCGCGACUAUCAAAAACCCCAUUCCCGCUCCCAUUGUGACUGUGCGCAGCGAAUUCCCUACCAUGACUCGAUCCCGUCAGCAGCAAUCUCUUACUUGUCUGAUCACCGUCGAAGUCCCCGAGGGUAGUUGGCAUCCCAACUCGGAAGACUUGCGAGGUGCGCCAUCCGGCCAGCACAAUCUCGACGAACCUUUGUCUGCUCGCUUUGGUGGCUCACAAGAGGCCCGGUCUCUUCAGAUUGAGCCGACAGAAAACUUCGAUGAUAUUGCAGAAGAAUUGAGAACCCGAGUGGACAACUGGCACGGCCUCGAGUUCCAGCGCUUUGGCAAGUUACGAAUGUACGGUCACAUGCGCGUAGGCAAGGAUCGGGAAUCAUGGCAAGAGUUGGAAUGCUUCUUGUUUGCUGAAAUGCUCAUUUGUGUCAAGGAAAAGAAGAGCAAUGGCAAUACCCAGCAUCAGGUGGACGAGUCAGGAAAGCGCAAGCCAACUCGCUGUACUUUGAAGGGUUCCAUCUUGAUCAAGAAGCACUUGAAGUCCAUCGAGUCCUCAGGCGAUGAGAAUGUCCUCUCUCUCAACCUUUCCGUUAGCGAGCUUCCUUACUUCUAUCUGCAAUUCAACAGCCGCGAACAACUCGAGACCUGGCGACGGGCCUUGCAAGACCUUCACCUAGCGGACCAUUUGCUGCGUCCAAAUGAAUACGAACUCGAGUCGGGAACUGAGGAGGAAGACUUCCGUAACGGCCGGAUCCAACGUCAAGCGUCGCUCAAUUCAUCCCACGGUGCUAGCAAAUCCAACAACACUGCCAUUACAGAAUACACCAACCCAGACAUUGAAGCUCCUACGAUCGAUACUUUCCAUGUCCCUCUUGACCUCGUCGUCGUCAUCCCUGUUUCUUCAUCUAUGCAAGGCCUGAAGAUCACACUUCUGCGUGAUGCUCUCAAGUUCCUUGUUCAGAACCUUGGUCCCCGAGACCGCAUGGGACUCGUUACAUUUGGCUCUAGCGGCGGCGGAGUCCCCGUGGUCGGUAUGACCACGAAAAGCUGGAACGGAUGGAACAAGGUCCUGGAUUCAAUCCGUCCCGUUGGCCAGAAGAGUCUUCGUGCAGAUGUUGUGGAAGGCGCCAAUGUGGCUAUGGAUCUCUUAAUGCAGCGCAAGCUCAGCAAUCCCGUCUCAACGAUUCUACUUAUCAGCGACUCUUCCACCUCAGACCCUGAAAGUGUCGAUUUUGUCGUCUCUCGCGCCGAGGCUGCUAAAGUCAGCAUUCAUUCGUUCGGUCUCGGCCUCACACACAAGCCUGACACUAUGAUCGAGCUGUCCACUCGGACCAAGGGUUCCUAUUUGUAUGUAAAGGAUUGGAUGAUGCUGCGGGAAUGUGUCGCCGGUUGCUUGGGUGCUAUCCAGACCACUUCCCACCAGAAUGUGAAGUUGAAGCUUCAUCUGCCAGAGGGGUCACCGGCCAAAUUCGUCAAGAUCAGCGGUGCUCUGCACACUACUAAACGUGCUACUGGCCGAGAUGCUGAAGCAGCCCUGGGCGAUCUUCGUUUUGGCGAUAAGCGCGAUGUCUUGGUGCAACUGGCCAUCACACCCGACAGUGCUGCCCAAGAGAAUGCACCGCAGGAUGCCUGGGAGAGUCUCGUUUCUGGACUGGAGGCACUUGGCGGUUCGGAUGGCGACGGGGAGCGAGUGCUUAGCGUGGAGGAAGUCCCGUUGAUUCAAGCUGAUCUGACUUAUGGUGACCUUCUCCGCGAUGGUCACCUCACACACUCCCCACGCCCUUCACUCCUUGCCAUCACCAUGCUUCCGCCAAACCCUAGAGCCAAGUCGCAGCGCCCAUCCUCUCCUCCCAUCCCUCCUCACCCAUCUAUUGUCCAGCGUCGUAUGGAGCUACUUACCUCCGACAUGUUGACCCGAGCCCUGACUCUCGUGUCUCGCGGUCAACACGAUCGAGCCCAGCAUCUGCUGAAUGAGACCCGCAGUAUCCUCAAAGGCCUCGGUAAGGGUGGCUUGCCGCCUGUGCCGCCUGGCCGGCCAACUGGCAACAGCGAACCGGGCAGCCGAGUUGAUACUCCCAACUCGGACACAAAUACCUCGUCGUUCGCUGAGAAUUCUUCGUCAGCAUCUGACACAGCUACCAUCACCCCAGCCUCGUCCAUUGACACCGAGACUAUGAAAGCCCUGAAUGCUGAUCUAGACUCUGCGCUGGAAUGGAUCAACCACCCGGCCGUCUUUGGCCGCGACUCUCGCAAGGCUGUCCUGCAAAGUAUCGGAGUUAUCUCGUCACAACGUGCCUACACUUACCGCACUCCAUCUGAGGCCCAUUGGGCUCAACGGAUUGCCGGUGUUCGCCGUCUGACUGACCGAUCAAAGGACUGGCGUGAGAUGGGUGAUGACGCUUUAACCGAAGAGUAG